AUGAAGCUCCUUGCAAGUGCGGCGCUGCUUCUAGCAGCUGGCAUCUCAGCCAUCAAGAACCCAGUUCUUCCAGGAUGGAACCCCGACCCAGCCAUCCUCCGCGUGGAAGAUACCUACUACAUGGCCGUUUCCUCUUUCACCUACUACCCGGGCAUCCCAAUCUACAAAUCCAAAGACCUCGCAAACUGGGACCUCAUCUCCCACGCCCUCAAAGACCCCUCCGUCCUCGCUCUAUACGGCGUCUCCGCUGGUGAAGGGGUCUGGGCACCCUCCUUCUCCCACCACAACGGCCUCUUCUACAUAACCUCAAUGACAAGAUGGGGCUCCGACCCCGACUCCCGCUCCUGGCCGCGGAUAUGGUACAUCUCCUCCCCGGACCUCGUCACCUGGUCCGGCCUAACCUGGGCGGAGCCCUACGGCAUCGACCCGGACCUCUUCCAUGACGCCGCCACAGAAAAGUCCUACCUGAACCUCAUGGGGCCCAACAACAACUACGACCGCCUCUGGGGCAUAACACAGUGCGAAAUCGACCUCGCGACGGGGAAGUGCGUCGGCCCGUAUCGCAACAUCUGGAACGGCACCCUCCCGCAACUCUCCAGCGCCAGACCAGAGGGUCCCAAGAUGUUUAGGCGCGGCGAGUGGUACUACCUCCUCCUGGCGGAAGGCGGCACGAGCACCGGUCACCGCGCGACGAUAGGUCGAUCAAAGUCCCCCCAGGGGCCGUGGGAAUCCUCGCCGACGAACCCGCUCAUCUACAACGGCGCCGAUCCGAAGCUUACAGUCCAGUCGACCGGCCACGCGACGUUUACUGACACGCCCGGGGGAGAGUGGUACGCCUCCCUCCUUGCGCGGCGAAAUGUAAAGGGUGCGUCGCCGCUCGGUCGCGAGGCGUUUCUGGUAAAGGUUGACUGGGAGGACGGGUGGCCGACGAUGAACGGCAGCGGGCCUCUGCUAUUGAGCCAGAGCGUCGAGGGGCCCGAUCAGGAAUAUCCCAAGGCCAAAUGGAUUGACGAAUUUGUGGGCUCAGAAUUGGGGAUUGGUUGGUACCAGCAGCGGACGCCUUACACGGAGAACUUUCGGCUCAGAGGUGUGGUGGCGGUCGGGGAGGCGACGGCGGGUGGGCUCGAGAAGAGAAUUUUUGCCAACGACUCGGGAAUUGAGUUUAAUCCCAACGUCUUUACGCUGGGGGACCGAGAUACAGCGGCUGCUGUGCUUCGGAAACAGACAUCGUUGAACAUGACUUUCUCAGCCAGACUGUUGUCGACAUCUGCCGGGUUGGGACCUAGGCAGUCGAUCGGAAUAUCGGCGUAUCUCAGUGAGGUCAACCACCAAGAUAUCGGCGUCAGAGGAUGCUGGGACACGACCGGGUUGUGUUUGUACGUCGACCUCUUACCAACUUCCACCGGGCCAACAACGCGACCCAACUCAACCGAAUACCCUCUGCAAGAGUCAACGAUUCCCGGAGACCUAACACUUCUCAUCCGCGCCUCGCCACUAGAGUAUUCUCUCGGAUACUCCCGUAACAACGCGACUUCACUCACAUGGUUGAAGAGAUUUAGCUCCAAACAGAUGGGCUCGAACCCCGGAUACCCCAACUUUGAAGGCUCCAUGUUCGCUCUCUUCGCCAGCGGGAACGGAGAACCGUGGCCGAACGAUGCCCCCAAGCUGGGCUUCCAUCGUGUCGAGGAGGUAUACUACGACGAGUACCUCCCGGAUCAUGACAACUAG
Messenger RNA from Colletotrichum orchidophilum, 1728 nucleotides. RefSeq names its product beta-xylosidase. The record is from RefSeq and is a predicted model, not a curated record. Gene Ontology annotation, molecular function: hydrolase activity, hydrolyzing O-glycosyl compounds. Gene Ontology annotation, biological process: carbohydrate metabolic process. Lineage: Eukaryota; Fungi; Ascomycota; Sordariomycetes; Glomerellales; Glomerellaceae. Bases 1 to 1728 code for a protein of 575 amino acids. The transcript has 3 exons.